Molecule: messenger RNA, 1582 nt
Organism: Rana temporaria (common frog)
Lineage: Eukaryota; Metazoa; Chordata; Amphibia; Anura; Ranidae
Product: chemokine-like receptor 1
Exons: 2
Coding region: 281-1360 (359 amino acids)
Biological process (GO): inflammatory response; positive regulation of cytosolic calcium ion concentration; phospholipase C-activating G protein-coupled receptor signaling pathway
Cellular component (GO): plasma membrane
Molecular function (GO): complement receptor activity; G protein-coupled receptor activity
Source: RefSeq, a predicted model, not a curated record
GAAAGUGUUAAUCUUCUUAGGUUUGCGUGCUGUCCUUUCCCAAGUGAACUUCCCUUUUUGACUUGUGAUUAUUUUCCAUCUAUUUUUAUGUUGCGGUUGGAGUGAAGCCAAUUGACUUUUCUUGUGGUGUAUACAUUUUCUUGAAGUUACAAUGGUACUCCUCCUUCCUGCAGACUUCUAGAAAGGAAGUGACAAAUCUUAAAGGUUAUCAUAAGAAGUCAGUGAAGGAAGACUAGAAGGCUGUGUGUAUCUCUGGACUACCAUAAACCAGGUUUUAGCAAUGGACGAGCUGCAUGAAAAGUUUUGUAAACUAUUCUGGAACAUCUUCAAUAAUCCUGAAUUUGAAGGCCUCGCUCCCAGUCCAGUGAACCCAACUGCAAUUCAGUAUGCCAGCUUCCUGUUGUCUAUACUCACCUGCGUCAUUGGAUUAUUGGGCAAUGCUACGGUGAUUGCUGUUACCAUGUCCUUAAUGAAAAAUUCCAAAUCAAAAAUAUGGUUCUUGAACUUGGCGGUUGCCGAUUUCACUUUUAACCUCUUCUUGCCAUUCAACGCGGUUUCGGUACUAAAGGCAUACUGGCCCUUUGGAGAGUUUAUGUGUAAAUGCUAUCAUUUCUUUACCUUUGUGAACAUGUACGCCAGCAUUUACAUCCUCAUUGCGCUCAACAUCGAUCGUGCUUUGAGCAUCGCCAAACCAAUAUGGCACAUGAAGUUCCUUUCCAAGAAGAUUUGUUACUCUGUCUGCACCCUCAUUUGGCUAACGGCGACCAUGUCCAGCAUUCCUGCAUUUGUUCACAGUAAUGAAUAUGAACACGGUGAAAGCGAACAAAGUAUACAAUGCACACUACUCUCCCAUGACCUCAGCAAUAUAGCUUAUAUCCAUAGUGAACUGAACGUCAGUGCAAAAGAAAUCAUGAAGAAUCUGUCACCAGAACAUUGUAACGCUGUAGGAAAUGAAGGCCAUGACCUUAUGUUGAAUAGCAUGUCUUCCUUAACAACUGGUCUUUUAGUUUCUCUGUUUGUGAUCGGCUAUUUCAUUCCACUCUGCAUUAUCCUUUUCACUAAUCUAGUUAUUGCUAUUAAGGUAAAAAAUUCUCAGUCGGGACCAUCGUCCAGACUGUACCGAGUGGUCAUUGUGACGAUCAUGGCGUUCUUCUGUUCACGGACGCCGCUGGUCUUAGCGCAGAUCAUUUUCCUGGCUUCUUCUUACACUGCGGAGUUUACACUGAUGUACAAAACUAUUAUGUAUUUUCCGUUUCUCUCCAGCAUAGCCGCUAUCAACAGCUGCUUAAAUCCCAUUAUCUAUGUGCUGAUUGGCAAUCAAGUAAGAAACCUAAUAUGUAGUAUGCUGAAAAAAAUGUGAUAAAAUGAAGGAAGGUUAUAGUAACUACUACUGCUUCUCAGAUCAUUUACAAAUAUUUGGUCUGUUUAAUGCUGCUUGUGGUAUUUUUUCGAAAUGAAAAAAUAAAAUAAGAAAUAUUCUCCUGGGAAGAACAUCUAUAUAAACUCAAACUACAAACCUCUCCUAUUUGGUUUCUUUUAGCCCGUUAAAUAUACCAUUGAAAGGGUUUUGUUAAAUCUGUUU